GACAGGGCAGGCUCUCAAACCUCAGACGCAACAAAUUGCUACUGUGUACUUCGUAGAGCCCAGCGCUUCCGCCGUCCUCCUAUUCCCCAUUCUUCCUACUCUCUUCGCUCAGCGCAGCGUUUCCGAUUCAAUCCCUACUACUCGCUUCACCAUCUUCUACAGCCUCCUGUCUCGGCGGGGCAGUCUACAAAGGGGCGCUACCUAAGACACUAUGCCUGCUGUGAGCAGAAGAGCCGGCCGCAAGAAGGACGCGCAGCCGUCCGCGGGAGGCGGCGGCCGUUCUACCGGCGGACAAGGUAUCAAGAAGGCUCUCUACGAAACAAACAAGAAGAAGGAGGUCGGCGUGUCGGAUUUGACGCUAAUCAGCAAGAUCUCCAAUGAGGCGAUCAAUGAUAACCUGAAGAAGCGGUUUGAGAACGGCGAGAUAUACACAUACAUCGGCCAUGUCUUGGUCUCGGUCAACCCGUUCAGGGACCUUGGGAUUUACACAGAUGACGUCCUACACAGUUACCAGGGCAAGAACAGAUUAGAAAUGCCCCCUCACGUAUUCGCCAUUGCGGAGUCGGCGUACUACAAUAUGAAGGCGUACAACGAGAACCAGUGUAUUAUCAUCUCUGGUGAAUCAGGAGCAGGGAAGACGGAGGCGGCAAAACGAAUAAUGCAAUACAUCGCGAACGUAUCAGGUGGCAGCGAUUCGUCGAUUCAGCAGAUUAAGGACAUGGUUCUCGCGACGAAUCCUCUCCUUGAAAGCUUCGGUAACGCAAAGACUCUCAGGAACAAUAAUUCUUCGCGAUUUGGGAAAUAUCUGGAGAUCCACUUCAACCAACAAGGCGAGCCUGUGGGAGCGAACAUCAACAAUUACCUCUUGGAGAAGUCCCGAGUGGUAGGGCAAAUCACUAACGAGAGGAAUUUCCAUAUUUUUUAUCAGUUCACGAAAGCCGCGUCACAAAAUUACAGAGAAAUAUUCGGUGUUCAGGAGCCAAAGUCAUAUCUUUAUACAAGUCGAUCGAAGUGUUUUGACGUUGCAGGCAUCGACGACCAUGGCGAUUUCAAAGACACUUUGAACGCCAUGAAGGUCAUUGGUCUGCAGCAAGCGGAACAAGACAAUAUUUUUCGCAUGCUAGCAGCUAUUUUGUGGCUAGGAAAUAUCACCUUUGUCGAAGACAAAGAAGGCAACGCAGCAAUCGCGGACCAGUCCGUGGUUGACUUUGUGGCGUAUUUGCUGGAAGUGGACUCCGCACAUGUCAACAAAGCUCUGACACAGAGAAUAUUGGAGACAAGCAGAGGUGGUAGGAGAGGCUCGGUUUAUGACGUUCCGCUCAACAUCCCACAAGCAGGUGCAGUUCGAGAUGCUCUUGCGAAAGCUAUCUACUUCAACUUGUUCGAUUGGAUCGUACAACGUGUCAACGAGUCGUUGAGGGCUCGUGGUGCGUCGGCUUAUUCGAUUGGCAUCCUAGAUAUUUACGGCUUCGAGAUUUUUGAGAGGAACAGCUUUGAACAGUUGUGUAUCAAUUACGUGAACGAGAAGUUGCAGCAGAUCUUCAUUCAAUUAACAUUGAAGACUGAGCAGGAAGAGUACGCAAGAGAACAAAUUAAAUGGACGCCAAUAAAGUACUUCGACAACAAGGUCGUUUGCGAGUUAAUCGAAGAGAAGCGGCCUCCCGGAGUUUUCGCGGCGCUUAACGAUGCAUGCGCUACAGCUCAUGCGGACCCCGCGGCUGCAGACCAGACAUUUGUGCAAAGAUUGAAUGCUCUGGCUUCAAACCAAUACUUCCAGCCAAGGCAAGGUCAAUUUAUCAUCAAGCACUACGCUGGCGAUGUUGCAUACGCUGUUGAAGGAAUGACAGACAAGAACAAAGACCAGUUACUAAAGGACCUUCUCGUUCUUGUUAGUCAGACAAGCAAUCAAUUCCUCCACACCCUAUUUCCAGCACCAGUCGACACGGAUAGCAAGAGACGGCCACCAACUGCUGGAGAUAAGAUCAAAGUGUCAGCAAAUGAUCUAGUCGCCACGCUCAUGAAAUGUUCCCCGUCGUAUAUCCGGACCAUCAAGCCGAACGAGAACAAGUCACCGUCUGAAUACAACUCUGCCAAUGUACUGCAUCAAAUCAAGUACCUCGGUCUCCAAGAGAACGUCCGUAUUCGACGUGCAGGCUUCGCUUAUCGCCAAACCUUCGAAAAAUUUGUGGAACGCUUUUACCUAUUAUCUCCCAAGACCUCAUAUGCUGGCGAUUAUACUUGGACUGGCGAUUAUCUAUCAGGAACAAAGCAAAUUCUCAAGGACACGAAUAUUCCAGUGGAAGAGUACCAGAUGGGUGUGACUAAAGCUUUCAUCAAGACUCCAGAGACAUUGUUUGCCCUCGAAACUAUGCGUGAUCGCUAUUGGCAUAAUAUGGCUAUCAGAAUCCAACGUGCAUGGAGAAACUAUCUUCGUUAUAGAGCCGAAUGUGCGACGCGUAUUCAACGCUGGUGGCGACGCAUCAAUGGUGGCUUUGAGUUCAUCCAAUUGCGUGACCAAGGACAUCAAAUCCUGGCUGGCCGAAAAGAACGAAGAAGGUACAGCUUGGUAGGCUACAGGCGGUUUUUGGGCGACUAUCUCGGCAUCGCGAACGCUGGAGGGUUCGGAGAGAUCGUUGCCAGCGCCAUCAAUCUUCCUAGAGGCGAGCCUGUGCUUUUCUCUUGCCGAGCCGAAGUGCUCGUUUCCAAAUUGGGACGAUCGUCAAAGCCAGAAGCUCGUAUACUGAUCCUUACCAACAAGAAUAUCUACCUUGUCAAGCAGGUUCUGGUGCAACGUCAGGUUCAGAUCGUAACUGAACGAACAAUCAAUCUGGGUGCCAUCAAGUUCAUUGGAUGCUCAAAUCUAAAAGACGACUGGUUCUCCAUUGGCAUCGGGUCAGCGCAAGAGCCAGAUCCAUUGGUCAAUUGCGUGUUUAAGACUGAGUUCUUUACUCAUUUAAAGAACGCCAAUCGCGGGUCGCUUGACCUCAGAAUUGGACCCCAGAUCGAAUACGCGAAGAAGCCUGGCAAGAUGGCAGUAGUCAAGGCUCAGAAGGACCCUAAUGUACCGCGUGACGACGUUUACAAGAGUGGUACUAUUCACACAGGCCCAGGGGAGCCACCAAACUCUGUGUCCAAGCCAACCCCGAAAGGUCGGCAAAAACCUGCUAGGGCAAUCACGAAGGGCAAACUUCUCAAGGCUGGCGGACCUGGGGGUCAAAUGGGCAAGCUCUCAGCUGCAGCAAGAAAUCAGUCGGCCAAGCCAAUGCCGGCUGCUCAAAACAGGGUCGUACCUCAGCCUCAACCAGCUGCUGCAGUUGCAAACGGUUUCGACAGCCACACGUCUGCAGCAUCUGCCGCGUCAUCUACAAGAGCGCCUCCACCCCCACCUCCGCCUGCCCCGCCCGUGUCUAGGGAACCUACUUGCAAGGCGUUGUAUGACUUUGUUGGACAAACAAGUGGUGAGAUGAGUGUCAAGAAAGACGACGUCGUUAUCAUCGUACAGAAAGAAGACAACGGAUGGUGGUUGGCUAAACGCAAAGACGGAUCUGCAUCGGGCUGGGUUCCAUCAGCGUAUAUGGAAGAGAUUGUCCAGCAAGCACCCCCUCCACCUCCCCCUGUAGCACCACGCCCCGUACCGCCAGCUAAUGGCGUCAAUGGAGCAUCGGCUGCGGCUAAGGGUAAGCCCGGACCUCCCGUCCCUCCAACUAAGCGGCCUGCCGGGAAGAAGCCUGUCCCCAUGCCAGCUGGAGCAGCUGAGAGAGAUAGUGGUUAUUCUGGUUCGGGAGCUAGUGCGAGAGACAGUGGUGGAAGUGUUGCCGGUAGCUUGGCUGAAGCGUUGAGACAGCGGCAGGCUGCCAUGCACUCACGUAGAAAUGAUGAUGAUGACUGGUGAAUGACUCGGGCCGAGUUUCACGCCUUACAAUCGGGAUUUCAAACGGGAGAUGGAAUUUUUUUUUCUUCAUUAAAAUUGUAUCUGCCUUCUGAUGAGAAAAGCUCGUACGGUGCAUAGACGAAUCACAAAUACGCUGUGCUUAGCCUAUCAUGUUAAUGAGACGGGAAAGGAAUAUGAAUGUUGCUCUGGCGUUCGCGGUGAUCACGAGGCUCCUUCUUAUCAUUGCACGGGUUUGUCCUGCAAUGUCAUGAAGUGUCAGGGAAGAGGCUACACGUCAGGGGUGAAGCUCAGUCGGAACCAGAACCGUCCCCGAACACCUGGUCAUUGGCUUGGUGGAUUUAGGAGGAAUACGUCCGAUUCGUGCCUUGGCGAAGAAACACACGUAUUUUUGAUGCGAGUCAUAAGAAUGCAGGUCCUGCAACAUGUUGUGCAUUUAUCCUGGGCAGAAGGGCACGGUAUGUGCAUGCUGCCCUUGGCAGCUGAAGGCCGCACUGCAUGUCGGUAGGCCAGUGGUGAUGAACGAGG
Molecule: messenger RNA, 4417 nt
Organism: Verruconis gallopava
Lineage: Eukaryota; Fungi; Ascomycota; Dothideomycetes; Venturiales; Sympoventuriaceae
Product: myosin-1
Exons: 4
Coding region: 212-3892 (1226 amino acids)
Biological process (GO): vesicle transport along actin filament; endocytosis; actin filament organization
Cellular component (GO): myosin complex; cell tip; microvillus
Molecular function (GO): microfilament motor activity; ATP binding; actin filament binding
Source: RefSeq, a predicted model, not a curated record